CUUCCUGUCCCGCCGCCGGAAGCGGAAGUGCCCUGUCCUCCCAUUUCCGGUCGGUCGCAGCGCGGCGGACGCACCAGCACACCUCUAGCAUGACAGAUGCAGAACCCCUGCCUGCUUUCUGACCAUGAAGGAGACGGACCGGGAGGCUGUUGCGACAGCAGUCCAGAGGGUUGCUGGCAUGCUUCAACGGCCAGACCAGCUGGACAAGGUGGAGCAAUAUCGCAGAAGAGAGGCCCGGAAAAAGGCCUCCGUGGAGGCCAGGUUGAAGGCCGCAAUCCAGUCGCAGUUGGACGGGGUGCGCACCGGCCUGAGCCAGCUCCAUAACGCCCUGAACGACGUUAAGGACAUCCGGCGGUCUCUGGGCGACGUCAGCAAAGACUGGAGGCAGAGCAUCAACACCAUCGAGAGCCUCAAGGACGUGAAGGACGCCGUCGUGCGGCACAGCCAGCUCGCUGCAGCUGUGGAGAACCUCAAGAACAUCUUCUCAGUGCCGGAGAUUGUGAGGGAGACCGAGGAUCUCAUAGAGCAGGGGGCGCUUCUGCAGGCACACCGCAAGCUGAUGGACCUGGAGUGCUCCCGGGACGGGCUGAUGCACGAGCAGUACCGCCUGGACAGUGGGAACACACGUGACAUGGCCCUCAUCCAUGGCUACUUUGGGAGCACGCAGGGGCUCUCUGAUGAGCUGGCCAAGCAACUGUGGGUGGUGCUACAGAGGUCGCUGGUCACUGUCCGCCGCAACCCCACCUUGCUGGUCUCAGUUGUCAGGAUCAUCGAAAGGGAAGAAAAAAUUGAUAGGCGCAUACUUGACCGAAAAAAGCAAACUGGCUUUGUUCCUCCGGGGAGGCCCAAAAAUUGGAAGGAGAAAAUGUUUGCCAUCUUAGACAGAACCGUGACCACCAGGAUCGAGGGCACGCAGGCGGAUACCAGGGAGUCCGACAAGAUGUGGCUUGUCCGCCACCUGGAAAUCAUAAGGAAGUAUGUCCUGGAUGACCUCAUCAUUGCCAAAAACCUCAUGGUUCAAUGUUUUCCUCUGCAUUACAAUAUCUUCAGAAGCCUCCUGAGCAUGUACCACCAGGCCUUGAGCACACGGAUGCAGGAGCUCGCAUCAGAGGACCUGGAAGCAAAUGAGAUUGUGAGCCUGUUGACAUGGGUCCUGAACACCUACACAAGUGCAGAGAUGAUGGGGAACACGGAGCUGGCCCCAGAAGUGGACGUCAGCACCCUGGAGCCUUUGCUUGCUCCAAACGUGGUCUCUGAGCUGCUUGACACGUACAUGUACACUCUUACUUCAAACAUCAUCGCCUGGCUGAGGAAAGCGCUAGAAACAGACAGAAGGGACUGGGUAAAGGAGAGUGAGCCUGAGGCCGACCAGGAUGGGUACUACCAGACCACGCUCCCUGCCAUCGUCUUCCAGAUGUUCGAGCAGAAUCUUCAGGUUGCUGCUCAGAUCAGUGAAGAUUUAAAGACAAAGGUGCUGGUCUUGUGUCUUCAGCAAAUGAAUUCUUUCCUGAGUAGGUACAGAGAUGAGGUCCAGUCAUACAAAGAAGAGCAUCUGAGGAACCGUCAGCACCCGCACUACUACGUCCAGUACCUGGUCGCCGUCAUCAACAACUCCCAGACCUUCAAAGAAUCCAUAGUCAGCUUAAAAAGGAAGUAUUUGAAAAAUGAAGCAGAGGAAAGCACAUCUCUGAGCCAGCCCAGCGUGGACGGGAUCCUGGACGCCAUCGCCAAGGAGGGCUGUGGCAGUCUGCUGGAGGAGGUCUUUCUGGACUUGGAGCAACAUCUCAGUGAGCUGAUGACCAAGAAGUGGCUGUCGGGUUCGAGUGCUGUAGACAUCAUCUGCGUCACCGUGGAGGACUAUUUCAACGAUUUUGCCAAGAUUAAAAAGCCUUAUAAAAAGAAGAUGAUAGCCGAGGCACACCGGCGGGUGGUGGUGGAGUACCUGCGGGCCGUCAUGCAGAAGCGCAUCUCCUUCCGGAGCCCGGAGGAGCGCAAGGAGGGUGCAGAGAGGAUGGUCCGCGAGGCUGAGCAGCUGCACUUCCUGUUCCGGAAGCUGGCCUCCGGGUUUGGGGAGGACAUAGACGCACACUGUGACAGCAUCAUCGCCAUCGCAGAGGUGAUUAAGCUCACAGACCCCUCCCUGCUCUACCUGGAAGUCUCGACUCUGGUCAGCAAGUACCCAGACAUCAGGGAUGAUCACAUUGGCGCCCUGCUGGCCAUGCGAGGGGACGCCAGCCGGGACAUGAAGCAGACCAUCAUCGAGACACUGGAGCAGGGCCCGGCACAGCCCAGCCCCGGCUACGUGCCCAUCUUCAAAGAGAUCGUGGUCCCCAGCCUGAACGUGGCCAAGCUGCUCAAGUAGGCAUGUUGAGGCCGCGCUCCUGCCCACCCUCAGCCCUGCGUGUCCGCUUCCUUGGCACCAAGCGCACGCUGCCUGAGGAACGUGCCCUGAGGCCGUGUGUCCCCAGCGGCCUGUGUGGGCGCCUGCGCAGCCUGUCCUCACGCUGCCCUGGGCCGCUCAUUCCGCUGUGCGCCUGUCACGCUCUGCUACUUAAUAAAGAGCCUGAACUCCUGCCAGGAAGCAAAAA
Molecule: messenger RNA, 2588 nt
Organism: Manis javanica (Malayan pangolin)
Lineage: Eukaryota; Metazoa; Chordata; Mammalia; Pholidota; Manidae
Gene: EXOC3
Product: exocyst complex component 3
Biological process (GO): exocyst localization; exocytosis
Cellular component (GO): exocyst
Molecular function (GO): SNARE binding
Source: RefSeq, a predicted model, not a curated record